Messenger RNA from Dinoponera quadriceps, 1728 nucleotides. Its product is annotated as arylsulfatase B-like. The record is from RefSeq and is a predicted model, not a curated record. Lineage: Eukaryota; Metazoa; Arthropoda; Insecta; Hymenoptera; Formicidae. The coding region runs from base 1 to 1728 and encodes 575 amino acids. The transcript has 8 exons.
AUGAGUAGACUGCUUCUGCUGCAAUUGUUCUUCACAUUGUACCUUUUGGAUAUUUUGAUACCCGUCGCUUUAUUGGAAAACGAAAUAACUGGAGAAAAUGACUAUAAAAAACCACAUAUUAUUAUUAUCCUCGCAGACGAUUUGGGUUGGAACGACGUUAGCUUCCAUGGUUCCGACCAAAUCCCGACGCCAAAUAUCGACGCUCUCGCAUAUUAUGGAGUUAUCCUGAACAAUCAUUAUGUAUCAGCAUUAUGCACGCCAAGUAGAUCAGCCUUAAUGACUGGAAAGUAUCCAAUCCAUACAGGCAUGCAACACAAUGUUAUAUAUCCGUCAGAACCACGCGGACUUCCACUAACAGAGAAGUUGAUGCCGGAGUAUUUGAAGGAAUUAGGUUACUCAACAAAUAUAGUGGGUAAAUGGCAUUUAGGUUCCUACAAAUAUGAGUACACGCCGCUUUAUCGCGGCUUCGAUACGCACUUUGGUUACUGGAACGGUUUCCAAGAUUAUUAUAGUCAUGAAGUAAUAGAGCCAGUUACAAACUUUCGAGGCAUGGACAUGAGAUGGAAUAUGGAGGUCGCAUGGGACACAAAAGGCAACUAUUCAACAGAUCUCUUCACCGAGGAAGCAGUGCGCUUAAUUAAUGCUCACAAUCCGAAUAAGCCAUUGUUCUUAUACUUGUCUCAAAUUGCACCCCACAGCGGAAAUAAGAAGCAGUUACUGCAAGCUCCUCACGAAGAGAUCAAAAAGUUUUCCUACAUUAUCAAUUCGAACAGAAGAAUUUACGCUGCCAUGGUCUCCAAAUUGGAUCAAAGUGUCGGCCAGGUUGUGGAGGCUUUGAAAAAUCGCGGUAUGUUGGAUAAUAGCAUUAUCCUCUUCAUGUCUGAUAACGGUGCACCCACCAAUGGGGUGAUGUACAAUGCCGGCAGUAAUUAUCCAUUUCGUGGAAUUAAAGCUACUGCUUGGGAAGGCGCCGUGCGAGGAGUGACGGCAAUCUGGAGCCCUCUAAUCAAGAAACGCGAACGGGUCUCGAACCACUUAAUAUACAUAGCCGAUUGGUUGCCCACUUUAUUGUCCGCCGCCGGCGGAAGCAAAGAAAAACUUGGCAAGAUCGAUGGCCUUGAUAUGUGGCCGACUAUCGUAUCCGACGAGACUAGCCCUAGGAAAGAAAUACUGAUAAACAUCGACGAAAAUUACGAGGCUAUUCGUAAUAGCAGAUACAAGUACGUACGUCGUCAGUCCCUGAAAUACUCUGAUUGGAUAGGAGAUAGUGGAAAAAAUCCGACCGAGAAGCAACCAUUGUAUCCGCCUGAGGCAGUGUUGCGUAGCAAAGCAGGAAUUGCCAUUGCUUCAAUGACAGCUGGUGACAAUAUUACCGAACUUGAUUCUCAGAAGAUCCUGAAGUUAAGACAACAGGCAGAAGUCCAUUGCAACGUUACGGAAGAGGAGAAGGUUGAAUGCUACGCAUGGCUUCAGCCGUGUCUCUUUGACCUGGAGAGGGACCCUUGUGAGAAGAUAAACAUCAUUCGAAAAGAACUCAUCGUUGCGCAGGAAUUACAGGCAGCUUUAAUGCUGCACAAAUUAACUGUGGUACGGGCGAAUAACAAAAUUAAUGAUAUGAACGCAAAUCCUGCACAAUGGAACCACACGUGGGUUUCCUGGCAAGAUCCUAAGAUGUCCGAGUAUAUGAAAAACUUACCGCCGACGCAUAUACGAGCACAACUGCCAUAG